GAUAGAUUUACCUAUACAAAGCAGGGUCGAGACCUCUCCCUUUUCCUGCAAAAACCAUACUAAUAACAAUCAUUAACGACUCUCAACAGACUCAUACUUCAUCGCAAGCCCCAUUCGACUGCCACUAGGAUUCAAAGACAAAUUAGAGAAGCUUGGCUGUUCUAUUGAGAACGUGAAGCUGUGGAUUAGUAUGUCGCUCACUCUGAUAUGUUGCUCAUUCGAUUGACCCUAUAAGAAAACCACCUCUCUAGAGACCAUUUAUAGUCUGAAUAACUCUAUGACAGAACCAAAGACUGGGCGAUCCAACAUCUGUCCCCAUCAGACCAAUGCACCUAAUUUGAUAUUUGCAUCAAGUAACUUCUUCCAGGUACUCAAUGCUCGGUCGCCAGCCCAGUAUUAUGGAAAAGAUAUCUAUCUAUCACCCUUCGAACCCCUAUCUCCUCUUACAUGACCGACUUAUCCGAUCAAUCCGAUGGAAUGACUAGCGGUGUCAGUCCUCCUGCAGCUAUCUUUCUACCGCUUUACCCGCCAACCCCAAGUUUCCAUUCUCCGAUGGCCGCGAUGUAAUUAUAUAAUUUAGGUUUCUCUCGAAAUCCA
This is a messenger RNA of Botrytis cinerea B05.10, 597 nucleotides long. RefSeq lists its product as hypothetical. Lineage: Eukaryota; Fungi; Ascomycota; Leotiomycetes; Helotiales; Sclerotiniaceae. The transcript has 2 exons. Bases 278 to 451 code for a protein of 57 amino acids. The record is from RefSeq and is a predicted model, not a curated record.